GCUGCAGUUAAAACCAGAAGACGAAGAAGACGAAGAGGCCGAAGAAGAAAGAAUACGAAAAGAAGAGAAGAAGAAGUCAUUGAUUUUCCUGCACGCAGAGCAGAAAGCGGUGUCGGUCGCGUUGCAUCUUUGGCAACCCCAGUUGCAAUAAAACAAAUCUUUUUGAAAAUAGCAGUCAUGCCUAUGUUCAUGGUGAAUACUAAUGUGGCGAAAAGUGACGUUCCACCUGCGUUGCUAUCCGAGGCGACAGAGGAGCUGGCUAAAGCAAUGGGAAAACCUGCACAGUACAUUGCUGUGAACAUCAACCCAGACCAGAUGAUGAUGUUUGGGGGAAAGGGAGAUCCCUGUGCGUUGUGCUCCCUCCACAGCAUCGGCAAGAUCAGCGGCGCUCAGAACAAACGAUACUCUCAGCUGUUGUGUGGACUGCUCAACAAACACCUGGGCAUCUCUCCUGACAGAAUCUAUGUUAACUUUUUUGACAUGGAUGCAGCCAACGUGGCCUGGAACAACACUACCUUUGGCUGAAGCGAAGGUCCACGGACUUUAACCGAAGAUGAUUCCAGUAAUUCCCUGCUUGUAUGAACAUAAGUUUAGAAAGGCAAAGCCAAGAUGUGCACAUCCAGCAUUUCAUUGGGCACAGAUUAUUCACAAAAGCAUUUAGCCGGACUUCCUCACUUUAUGAUAGGCUCUCUUCAUACUGGACCUGUCACCUUGGAUUACAAUAAAGUUUGCCCUGCAGAAAAUGUUUGUUACCCUGUUU
This is a messenger RNA of Lampris incognitus (smalleye Pacific opah), 760 nucleotides long. RefSeq names its product macrophage migration inhibitory factor (gene mif). The record is from RefSeq and is a predicted model, not a curated record. The transcript has 3 exons. Bases 178 to 525 code for a protein of 115 amino acids. Gene Ontology annotation, molecular function: cytokine activity; phenylpyruvate tautomerase activity. NCBI's taxonomy places the organism in Eukaryota, Metazoa, Chordata, Actinopteri, Lampriformes, Lampridae.